Messenger RNA from Menidia menidia (Atlantic silverside), 2457 nucleotides. The record is from the annotation of a GenBank genome assembly. Lineage: Eukaryota; Metazoa; Chordata; Actinopteri; Atheriniformes; Atherinopsidae.
AUGUCAGGGGCUCCGUCCCGUCAGUUCAGUUCCACCAUGACUCCACUGUCGGAGUUUCAGUGGAUGUUUUUCUGGCUCCUGGUGAUCGGGGAGAGGCUGGCAGGGGCACGAUGUCCGCUGUCUUAUCCGGUGGGGCCGCAGCACCCUGUCCAGGGUCUACUGGAGAGGUUUGAAGCUGGUCCGGGCUGUGCUGCGAGGGAGCAGGGGAACAAAGAGACUCAUGUCAUAGCACUGAGAAGAAUGACAAACAGCCCUGAGAACAAGGUGACGGUGUUGCUGAAGCCCUUGUCUCCAUCCCCCCCCCCUCUAAGGCCCGUCCACCUCGUGCUCAGCUCCAAGCUUCCAGUCGCCUGGCUUCUGAAGUCCGAGCAGCUGCCCGGCAACCUCCGAAUCCUGGUUCAGCUGUCCGGAAAGUCGAGCGUAGAGUCGGAUUCUUUACCCUUUCACGUCCAGACGAUUCCCUCGCUCCCUUCACAUCCCCGGUCAUUGCAUCGCUGGGCUCUGAAACACCACGGCAACCUCUCUUCUCUGACACACGCAGCACACGGCAAUCGAGUCUACAUCAAUCUGGGAGAGGAUCCAGCCCUGCCCGAUGUGUGCCAGCUGGAGCCCACGUUUCUAUCUCCCAACUACGCGACUUUUGACCUGCAGCCGCAGCCAGUCCAGGGCUGCGUCUCAGCAGGCGGGGCAAACCCCCAAGUCCACGUGGUCAAGCUCCACUCGACGGGCUCGGACCUCUGCGGCUGUCGGCAGGCGAAGGUGACCGUCUUUCUCGUGCCCCCGGUGGCCAGUGCGAGGGCCAGGAAGGUGGAGCUGAUCCUCAGCAGCUUGGUACCGGUCAGCUGGGCCAUAAGUGCUCGUGGCGUCCAGGGCCACAUCCAUGUCCAUACCUCGGACAGCGUGUCCUGGCCGUAUCCAUCUGAGCCUAAUCUCACCCAGUCCAGCACACUCGAUUCUGACCUAUCAGCCGUGUCUGAUCUUCUCGCCUGGGCGGCCGGGAGGGGUCACACGGUCACCUCGUACACGGAGGCACGUCUGGCCAAUCGCUUUGUGAUCAAGCUGGCCGAAGGCAGGACAGAUGAGGUCGCAUUGUUGAAUUCUUUGGUCGUGAGAAGGCCCUGGGUGGAGGAGCGGAGGCUGAGGGACUGGCUGAAUACCAGAGAUGGUCGAGAGAGUGUCAAAGUUAACUGUGAGGGCGGACUCCUCAAUGUGACGGUGGACCACCGAAGCCUGCAGAGCCUGUCAGUGCCAGUCGCUGCCGUGACCCUGCGGGACCCCAGAUGCCAGUCCGCAUCCAAUGGGAGUCACUUCCUGUUAGCAUUACCAGUAAUUUUCUGUGGAACGGAAGCAGUGCUCCUGGGAAAGCCCAAAGGGGUGCAGUACAAAAACACGAUUUUACUGUGGACAGAUGACCCUCAGACCACCGUGUCGCUCAGAGAGACAGAGGAGUCUAAACGUCCACUCAGCGUACAUAUUAGCUGCUUUGUUGCCAUCCCUCUCCAUCCCACUGCAGAUGAUAAUGUGACCCUUCCUAUAAGCCUUCCUCUGGGACGGUUCCCGAGGGCAAUACUCCAGAGUCCAGAUCCUGGUCCAGGACUCGGCCACCGACUAAGUCACGUUCACAAUUCUGAGCCUGCUCUUCUAUUGAAUCUUUUUGUCACCGAGGGCUACGAGCAGACAUGGAUCGGACCCUCUGUAAUCACUGUAGGCCACAGAGUCUACGCUGAGAUUUCAGCCAAAGCAGCCAAAGCAGAUGUGGUGCAAGUGAGGUCGUGCUUUGUUUCCCCUGUGUCUGACCCCCAAAAAUCUCCCUUCUGGAUGGUGAUUAGCGAUGGCUGUGCCUCAGAUUCCUCACUGGAACUAGCUGUGAAGAGAGAAAAGCAGCAAGAGAACGAAGAUGACCGUGAACUCGAGGACACCGAAGGACUGCAAAAAGGCAGAAGUCAUUCCAAAGAAAGGAAAGACGCAAGAAAAGACGAGAAAAUCGAUCAUGUUAGGGGAGGAGGAGAAGACCCCUUAAGAUUUAGUUUCAUCCUACGAGCAGUUUUUAAUGACUCUAUUCAGUUUCUUCACUGCAGCGUCUUUCUGUGCCUCUCUGACUCAAACAAGGGGCAUCCCAUAAAGGACCCAGUCCAAAAUCACUGCCUGAGUGGGAUACCUAUCCCCCCAGUUGUAUCACGAUCGCCUAAUAACCAGUGUGAGAUCAGAAACCUCUACCGGCCCAUGGUGGUCACCCAUCCCAUUAGCUCGCCCGCACCCAACACACGGGACUUUGGUGGCCCAAGAACCAGGAGACGAAGUAUUACUCCAGUGAUUCAUCCAGACCCAGAACAAGACAGCCCUGUGCUGCAAACAGGACUGGUGAUGGGAAUUGCCUUUGCUGCAUUUGUGAUUGGUGUCAGUAUGAUGGGGGCGUUGUGGUGCAUCUAUAAUUACACAGGUAAUGAGAUAAACUGA